Cryptomeria japonica (Japanese cedar) is the source of this 2359-nucleotide messenger RNA. Its product is annotated as suppressor protein SRP40. The record is from RefSeq and is a predicted model, not a curated record. Gene Ontology annotation, molecular function: protein binding. The transcript has 9 exons. Bases 140 to 1765 code for a protein of 541 amino acids. Lineage: Eukaryota; Viridiplantae; Streptophyta; Pinopsida; Cupressales; Cupressaceae.
AUGUGCAGAAACAAACCGCGAUUUCAAAACCCUAAAAGAUUGAACACCACUAAAACAAAGAUUGAACACCACUAAAACUAGAGUAAGGCGUUCAACCAUAGUCCAUACAGCUCCUCACAGUAGAGGCUUCGAAAAUCUUAUGGCGCCUUCAAUGGACAUUGAUGUUACAAUGGAGAAGAAGAAGAAAAACAAGUCUAAAGAUUUAACUGAAGCGCAAGAGGUUAUGGAUUAUGCAGACGAUUCAUCCAGGAAGGAAAAAAAGAAGAAAAAAAAGAAAGACAACGAUUCAGCAUUGAUUCAACUAAUUGCAAAAUAUCUGGAAAAACGAAAUCUUCACAAGUCACUCUCUUCAUUUCUCUCAGAAACCCAAUGUAAAAGUUCUUGGAAGACACAGACAAUGGAUCUAGAAGACAUUUACAAUCAAUACUCGAUUCAAGAUAGUGAAAAUUUGAAGAAGCAUAAUGUAGAAGAAAGAAAUGUGGAGCAAGAAAAUAAUCAUUUGUCAAUUAAUGAUCAAAGCAACAAUCUUAAGUUGCUAGAGGAAGAAGUUCAGACAGAAGAUGCAAAUAAGGUAGUUAAUUCAAACGUGGCACCUUCAUCUAAGGGAGACUUGAAAAUAUCAGGUGCUUUGGACCCUCAUGUUUCUAGAAGUGAUAAGAGUUCUGGCUCUUGUGACAAUGCUCAGAGUGAACUUGCAAAAAGCAAAGAUAAAAAGCGUAAGGCACCUGGAAAAGACAUCGAUACAGAUUCAGAGAAGAAACCAAGACAAUCAGACUUAGUGAAUCUUGAAAAAUAUUUGCAGGAACCAGUGGAAGUACCAAAAGAGGUGAAGAACAAAAAAAAGAAGAAUACUGAGCAUAAGGUUUUGAUUGAUAAUGAUGAACAUAAACCAAGUAAUCAUAAAGAAAAUAGAAGCCCAAUCAAAGAUAAUAAUACUUCACAGGAAUCAACAGAAGUGUUAAAAGAGGAUCAUAAGAAGAAGAAAAAAAAUUCCGUGGACAAAGAUUUAAUAGUUGACAAUGAAAAGGAAACAAGCACUAAUAUAGAAAAUGGAAACUCAAUCAAGGAGAAAAGCAAGCGUUCAAAAACUUCUCAAAAAAAUAAAGAGUCUGGGAAGGUUGACAGAUCUUUUCAGGAAGCAUUAGAUGUGCCAACGGAAGAGGAGAAGAAGAAGAAGAAGAAUUCUUCUGAGGAUAAGGGUUUGGAAUCAACAGAAGUGCCAAAGCAGAAGAGGAAAAAGGAGCAGGAGGCUGAGGACGGGGACUCUGGAGAUGAUGCCAACCAAAAUUGUUCCAAGAAAAACAAGAAAGACAAUAAAGGAUGUAAGAAGAAACUCCCAUCAGCUAGUUCAAAUGCGACAAGUGAAGAAGCAGCCAAUAGCAACUUGAAUGGGUUGGCAGAGGACACUGAUAAACCAUUAUUUGAUAUCACACCCGGACAGAAAGGGGUUAAAGAAGAUGAAAGGGAAGCAAACAUCUCAUUGAACUCAAAGCAAAAGUCUGGGGAGCCAACAACAGCAAAAGCCUUCCAGAGGGUGAAAGUGGAAGAAGUGGAGUUUGUAGACCCCAGGCUUCAAGAUAACUCCUACUGGGCAAAGAGUGGUGCUGAGAUUGGUUAUGGUGCAAAAGCAGAACAUGUUCUUGGACAAGUUAGGGGAAAGGAUUUUCGGCAUGAGAAAACAAAAAAGAAGCGAGGUAGUUACAAGGGAGGCAUGAUUGACUUGCAGUCUCAUUCAAUAAAAUUCAGUUACUCUGACGAGGAGUAGCAUAUUGCGUUCCCUAUUGUCACAAUUCAUAAUGUGACACGAAGCUGAGUAAAUAAUAAUUGAAGGUUAGUUGAAUAAAAUCUUAGAGAGGUGACUCCUAGAUCCCAUGAGCAGUCAGUCAACAGAGAUGUGAAGUUUUACACUGGUGGAAAUCUGCAAAGUUUAUGGGCUGUGAAUAUUCAUGAGAGGAGAUUGCAAAAGCAGUAUUGGAAUAUAUGAUUGGAGGUUCAUAUUUGCAAUGAGUUGUAAAACAAUCACAUUUAUUUAGGUCACACCAGAUAUAAAAGUAUUUGGUAAUUCUAAGGAUCAUGAUUAUUGGAAAAGAAAGAACGAAUUCUACUUUUCCAGGGGUUUAAUGAUCUAGAUGUUUUCUAUAUAUUUCUCAUUUCUCGAGUUUUAUGAUUACACAUUUGAUUCUCUCAAAAGCUUCUGAAAUACUUCAGAUGUCGCUGAUGAGAAUGGUACUAGUUUUUUCCUUCUAUUGAUGAAUAGCCAAGUAUGAUCAAGAAUACCAAACUGAAGUAUUUUAAUACUUCACUCAAAUUUUGAAUGACCUUAAGCCUAUUUGAAUGAGUGGUUGAUAUUUGCGGUUAA